AUGACCGAGGAACUUCAGAAGACAAUAGAUGAACAGCGAAGUCAACUUGAGAAUUACGAAAAGAAAUUGAAAGGUAAAUCGAAAUAUGAUUUGAGCCUAUACCUAUUUUGCUUUGAAAAUGUUUUGUAUUGUUUCUAAAAUAGCUGUUUAGAUGUUGUGAUCGCUUAUAAAUCUCUACAAACCGAGAAAGACGCUUUACAUGCUGCUUUGGUUGCUCUCGGAGAAAAGUCAGAAAACAAUUCUGAAGUUGAAGAAAGUCCUCAAAAUGAGCCAGUUAAUGAAGUCGACAGUCUUAAGCAGGCUAUCACAACAUUGACGAAAGAGAGCAAGAAGAAGGAAUUGGUGUUCCAAGCUGACAAAAAGCUGUUGUUGUCUAAAAAUGAAAAGCUACAGACGAUGGUCGAUAGUUUACAAGUCAAUAAUAGUAAACCUAAAGAUAUGGUAAGUCGUAUGAUAAUCUUUCGAGUUAUUUUACGAGUUUUGUCGGAAGUAAAUAUUCAAAAGGAAUAUUUUUAGCAGAAGUACAUGGAAAAGAUACGACGGCUAGAGGAAGACAAGGAAAAAUUAUUGGCGGAUCAUGGAGCCAUGUUAAACAAUAUGCAAAAGAGAUACGCUGAAGAAGUGACAAAAGUGAAAAAGUGCGAACAGACGGUAAGAUCUUCUAACUUUAUUUUACUUUAACUUAGAUAUCAAAUUUAUACAAACAAAUUCACGAGAAAGAUCAACAACUUCAAGCUAACUCGACUAUUGUAACACAGUUUGAAAAAGUACAAGACGAGAUGUUAAGGUGGAAGAAGCAGGCUGAAAGCACACCAAGAGAAAGCAUUUUAAUCCAUCAGUUAGAAGAAUUAAAGGUAGGUAUACGUUUAUAAUAGUUGUAGCAUUUUAUCUGCUUUACGAUAAAUUAUUCUCUAUGACACUUUAUGUACAUUUUUUACAUCGUAAACUUAUAGAAAACACACAAGGAAGAGCUAGAAUUGGAGAGAAACAGAAGGUCAGCAUCUAAAACUGUAGAUGAAAACAAAGAAGGUAGGAUAACAGAACUAGAACAACGGGUAGAAGACCUAACUAACAAAACAGUCACGUUGGAGCAUGACAAGUUCACGUUGAAAGAGCAGUUGGAAUAUCUUGAGAAAAGUAAUACAGUUACAGUAAGCUCUGAAGUACUACCUCAAAAGAACCUAAAACUUGCAUUUAUAAAGAUGUUCGAGAAAUUAAAGGCUACAGAUGGGUUUGAUGUUUACAGUAAGUUUUAUAAAGUUUGUUAUUUGCAUAGUAAAUAUCAUGUUUAGUUGUUUUAAAUAGUGUUACAAUGUAAUUAUUUCAGAUGUCCUUUCUAUUGAAAGACCUUCUGUGCUGCCAUCUGUCUCUGAAGUUCACGGAAACCAUAUAGAAUCAACAGCAAGUUGUGACAAGUGUCACGAGUCUAACAAGGAGCUACAGUACUUCAAAAGUGUGAUCACUCAUCUUCAGACACAGGUCAAGAUGCUGGAGGAAAGUCAAGAACAGUCGAGGAAAUCACAUGAAGAUGUAGGUUUAACAUUAUGUAAAUGCUAGUCUUGGAGAUAUUAUUACGAUUAUUUGAUAAAUUUGACGUAUUAUGUUUGUGGCGUGUUUAAAGUUGUAAUUUUAGGUAGCCAAGUCACUUCGAAACAGAAUUAUUGAGUUGGAGCAUAAUCAAGAGAAGACAUAUUCAGAGUUAACUAGCGAGACCAAAAGAAAGGUGACUGAGUUGGAGCAGGAGCUACAGAAGCAGAGGGAACGAAUGGUUAUGGUGAUUGAGGAGAAGAACAGAGAAAUCGAAAUCGUCAAGUAAGUUGAUGAUUACUUGUUGUUAAAGAGAUAUUCCUACUUAAUAAUUGGUUUAUAUACUAAUGAAAUAUAACAGAACACACUGAAAAUAUUUGAUAUAUUGAUACUUUCAGACAUACGAUAGAGCAGAUGAGGAAGACGCAUAUCAGUCAUGAUCCUAUAGAUCCAUCUCCAGAUCUGUUUAACAGUUCUGUGGAUAACAUGAACAGUGUGCUGAACAGUUCGUUUGACGAAGAUGCAUUCUCUUCACACCCGAGGAAAAAGUCUAGUACUCAGUUUGGCGACUUCAGAAAUGUUUACUACGAAGAACAGAUUCAAAAGCUAGAAUCUGAGAUAAACGAGUUGCGGUAGGUAUUAAACUAAUGCAGGCAAUAAUGGUCUUUUAAAGAUGAAACUUCGUAACCGCCCAAACUUUUUAAAGUUAUAACUUUUUUCGACACAGUAAAAAAUAUAGUCCUAAUAGUUUUUUAAGAUUUAAUUUUUUCUGUUAUCAAUUUAUUCAAGUGCGUGGCUAGCAUUUUUUAAUUAUGUGAAAACUUUUAUUUUCAGAAACGUCCUCCGACUUUCCGAGCUUAAAAUUGGGGAUAUGGAGCAAGCAAGUCUGACAAAAGACAUGCAAUAUCUCCAAAUUAUUGAAGCACUGAAGGAAGAAGUAAGAGUAUUGGAAGGUAAGUGAAUACUUCAAAAUUUUCGUUUAAUUAAUUAUUUUGGAAUCUGAUAUUGAAUUUGCAGGAAAACUGAACCUCCAAAAAACAGAUACCAACAUGGAAUACCUUCGCAACAUCUUCGUUCAGUUCAUGAACUCAAACAGUAGUACGGGUAGGAAGUGUGUGCUUCGAGCCAUGGCAUUGGUGCUGAAACUAACCCCAACCGAGAUGAAAAAACUGGAGAAACUAAGUAUUUAG
Messenger RNA from Bursaphelenchus okinawaensis, 2717 nucleotides. NCBI's taxonomy places the organism in Eukaryota, Metazoa, Nematoda, Chromadorea, Rhabditida, Aphelenchoididae. The record is from the annotation of a GenBank genome assembly.